AUGUUCGUGUUUUUUUUCUAUGCUGCAACAUUAAUAUCAUACGUAACCCCAGAGAGCUGUUAUUACCAGCGUUGUUUGGGCUGUUACCCACAAGAAACUGAAUGGCCCGGUUCACCUGUUGAGUGCCAUCCUUCAAACUGGGUGUCAGCACAAUGGGUUCACAAUAUUGGUCAUCCUCCACCAACAACAGAUUCGAGAAUUCCUAUAGAAUAUCGCUGCCUGAAAAUGGUCGCUACACCGGAUAAUAAAUCUCUUGGCAACACAGUGGAUGUUAUCCGAGGUUGUGUGCCACGAGCACAAGUAGACUCGGUCUGCCUCGGUUUAUUGGCAGUAGAGCGUGCCAGAGGCCACAGCAACGCGCGCUGCACCACUUGCAACAGGAACAAUUUAACCCCAGAGAGCUGUUAUUACCAGCGUUGUUUGGGCUGUUACCCACAAGAAACUGAAUGGCCCGGUUCACCUGUUGAGUGCCAUCCUUCAAACUGGGUGUCAGCACAAUGGGUUCACAAUAUUGGUCAUCCUCCACCAACAACAGAUUCGAGAAUUCCUAUAGAAUAUCGCUGCCUGAAAAUGGUCGCUACACCGGAUAAUAAAUCUCUUGGCAACACAGUGGAUGUUAUCCGAGGUUGUGUGCCACGAGCACAAGUAGACUCGGUCUGCCUCGGUUUAUUGGCAGUAGAGCGUGCCAGAGGCCACAGCAACGCGCGCUGCACCACUUGCAACAGGAACAAUUGUAACGCGGCCGUGCGUACAGAUGUCGUGAUAACAACGCCUAUCGCAAUUCUCAUACUCUAUUACGUGUUGAGGUGA
Messenger RNA from Parnassius apollo (apollo), 810 nucleotides. The record is from the annotation of a GenBank genome assembly. NCBI's taxonomy places the organism in Eukaryota, Metazoa, Arthropoda, Insecta, Lepidoptera, Papilionidae.